Messenger RNA from Colias croceus (clouded yellow), 813 nucleotides. It is a transcript of the gene Bka, whose product is annotated as rRNA-processing protein FCF1 homolog. Lineage: Eukaryota; Metazoa; Arthropoda; Insecta; Lepidoptera; Pieridae. The record is from RefSeq and is a predicted model, not a curated record. The transcript has 2 exons. Gene Ontology annotation, cellular component: small-subunit processome; nucleolus. Bases 168 to 782 code for a protein of 204 amino acids.
CAGUUGUCCCUUGUCAACUGUCAUAGAAAGCAUGGACUGUGGGUCACUAACAGGGCGAUAUAUUUACAAAUUGUUUUAUUGAAAUUAACUGGAGGGUUAUUAAACGUGAUUAAAUAUCAAAAUAAUUAGCGACUUGUAAGCUACCUAUCGUUAAAGCACUUAUAAAAAUGGGAAAGCAAAAGAAGACAAGAAAGAUAGUCGAAAAGCGUUUCGCACAAAUGAAAAAAAUGAUUAGCCUUAACGACAACAGAAUAAAACCGAGUGAUCGUGGUAUACAGAAAAAAAAGAAACCUGAUCCAAAUGCAGUGAAAAUACGAGAAGUUCCACAAACAAGUUCUGCUUUAUUCUUCCAAUAUAACACACAACUCGGCCCUCCAUAUCACGUUAUAAUUGAUACAAAUUUUAUCAAUUUCUCCAUCAAGAAUAAAUUGGACAUAGUUCAAAACAUGAUGGACUGUUUAUAUGCCAAGUGUAUUCCAUACAUAACUGAUUGUGUUUUAGGGGAAUUAGAAAAACUUGGUCGUAAAUAUAGAGUAGCUUUAAGAAUAAUCAAAGAUCCUCGUUUUGAAAGGCUAGCGUGUCUACACAAAGGGACAUAUGCUGAUGACUGUAUAGUGCAAAGGGUAACCCAGCAUAAGUGUUAUAUUGUAGCGACCAAUGAUAAAGAUUUGAAAAGGCGGAUAAGAAAAAUACCAGGUGUUCCUAUCAUGUAUGUUGCAGACCACAAAUAUACAAUAGAAAGAAUGCCUGAUGCUUAUGGUGCACCCAAAGGUGCAAUUUGAUUGCUAUGUAGAAUAAAUUACUGUGUUAUAA